UAUCAAGUUUAAUCCAUCUCUGAGUGACGCUUUCAGGAACUCCCUCCCCUCCUGGUCCUCCUGGCCAUGCUCCUGUCCUCUGCCAUUCUCUGUGGGACUCUCAUCCUGUCUGCAGAAGUGACUGUGUUGCUGCUGUGAGACGCUGCAACCAUGGCUGCUACGGGAACUUUCCGUAUGGUGUCAGAGGAGGAGCAGGCCAUGAGGUCAAAGCUGGCGCACCUGACAGUGAAGGAUCAUGGGCCGGUGUUUGGACCCUGCCACAAACUGCCUGGCCACACUGUGCAAAAGGCGAAGGAUGAGCUGCAUGAGACAACUGAAAGACGGGCGUCAUCACUGAAAGAUCUACGGGCCAUGAUAAAGGAGAGAGCGUCAGAAGGAGACGACUUGGCCAAACUGGUGCAGGACCGCUUCGGGGACAAACCGGACUCUUUGCUGGUUCGCUUCCUCAGAGCACGAAAGUUUGACGUCACCAGAGCCCAUGAGCUCAUGAAGGGUUACGUCCGCUUCAGGAAGGACUAUCCCGAGCUAUUUGAGAACCUCACCCCAGAGGCGGUCCGCAGCACCAUCGAGGCAGGAUACCCAGUAGUUCUGCCCAGCAGAGACAAAUAUGGCCGUGUGGUUCUGCUCUUCAACAUCGACAGCUGGGACCUGGAGGAGAUCACCUUUGACGAGGUGCUGAGAGCAUACUGCGUGAUCCUGGAGAAGCUACUUGAAAAUGAAGAGACUCAGAUCAAUGGCUUUGUCCUGAUUGAAAACUUUAAUGGCUUUACCAUGCAGCAUGCCUCAGGGAUAAAGACGGCUGAGCUCAAAAAGAUGGUGGACAUGCUGCAGGACUCAUUUCCUGCCCGUUUCAAGGCGGUUCAUGUUAUUCACCAGCCCUGGUACUUCACCACUACCUACAACGUCGUUAAACCUUUCAUGAAGGCCAAGCUGCUGGAGAGGGUGUUUGUUCAUGGUGAAGAGUUGGACGGCUACUUUAAAGAAUUUGAUUCAGCUAUUCUGCCUUCGGAUUUUGGUGGAAAAGCCCCAGUGGCUGACUACCAAGCCAUUGCCACCCAACUUUUUGGCUCUGAAGACACUGCUCUCUAAAAGAAUGUGGACAAUGUUUAAGUUAGAUUUGUUUUUUAAAUUUUUAACUGAGGCAUAUGAGAGCAUAAAGGAAGCAGGGGUCAAUCUGCAGAUAAGAAUGAGGUAUAAAUGGGGGGGGGGGGGCUUUAGAUAUUAUAGGGAAUAUUGUUAGUAUUUACUCCAUGGCACUGGUAGUACUAUUUGUUGUUGAUUUGGCAGCAUGAUGCAAACAACAAUCCCAUUAACUUUGGUUUGAUGUUGUUUGCUUUAAAAGUCAUUUAUAUAAGACUUACGCUGGGUCAAAUAAAGCGUGAGUGCAGAAGUUGCUGUCUUUCUGAUUUUUGUGCUUUACAGUAUUCAGAUUGACUUUAUGAAUGGUAUGCAUAGUGAUAAGGUGAUGGGUCUGCCUUAAACUACUGGGUCAGGAGCAGUGUGGUGCCUUCAGAAAAUUCCCAUUUGGCAGCCGCCUUGUUUUUAUUUUAGCAAACAUCAUGGGAGAUUGAAAUGCCUUUUUUUCCUUAUCUGCUCUUUUUGUUACAUUAAACUGAAAAAAAAAUGUUAAUAUAGACAUUUAUGUAGUUCUGUAAUAGUUAAAUUUUUUUAUUUGUUGAUCACCUUCUAUUUCGUUUAACUUGAAAGUAGCAAUAAACCCAGUUUACAGCAAGA
Molecule: messenger RNA, 1734 nt
Organism: Girardinichthys multiradiatus
Lineage: Eukaryota; Metazoa; Chordata; Actinopteri; Cyprinodontiformes; Goodeidae
Gene: rlbp1a
Product: retinaldehyde binding protein 1a
Exons: 8
Coding region: 151-1089 (312 amino acids)
Cellular component (GO): membrane
Molecular function (GO): phosphatidylinositol bisphosphate binding
Source: RefSeq, a predicted model, not a curated record